Molecule: messenger RNA, 1494 nt
Organism: Phytomonas sp. EM1
Lineage: Eukaryota; Euglenozoa; Kinetoplastea; Trypanosomatida; Trypanosomatidae
Source: the annotation of a GenBank genome assembly
GUAACCUAAAAGGGGACUUAAGGUAAAAUGCUUGGUGGGGAGCACAAAAAAGAACGCUUUAGCGAGCGGCUCGAAAACGCUCAGAAUCAGCCUAAAAAUAGAGGAUAUCUACCUGGCACUGUUGCUAUGUCAAGUGGCUACACUCCAGCCACUUUGGAGGGGAACUGGUACGAGGAGCGCGCCGAUGCCAGCUUCCACGACGGUACGGCUGUGCUUCCCAGGGCUAACGAGAGGUGCUGGAUGACGACCUACCGUGAUAUGGUUGGGACCUCCAAGAGCGCCAGGAGAGCUGACUUCAUUAAUUUUGACCAGGGCGUCAUGGUUGAAAUCGUGGACCGCACCCGCUCCAGUUACCCAGGGCAUCAACCCCACCUUGACCCGCAGUGGAAAACUACACUCAAUGAAACCUUUAAGACAACUACACGAGAAACCUAUGUUAACCACCUAGUAGAGAUGCGAAGUGCAUCUGUGAAGGGCGGGCAAGUGGCUUUGUUGCCUGUGUGUCCUGUCAAGGUACACGGCACCGGAAGCACACCAGCCGCACAGGCACGCGGUGUGCUACAACGCCUGCGUCAGCAGCUUCACAAGAGCAUGCCUGGUAGGACGGCUUUGCCCGGUAACGUCAUACGAACACUACGACACGCUCUGCAAGAGAGCUGUACUGAUAAGGACAGCGGUGAAAUCAAUGCAGCGGAGCUGUGUGAAGGAUUGGAAGCUGUCGGUUUGGAGGUGUCUCUGACCGAGUGUGAUGCCGUGAUCAGUGGUUUCGAUUCUCGGGGUCGUGGUGGUACCGCUUUAAUUGACACAGUUAUUGCAGAGCUUCGCGGAAGCGUCAAUGGACGCCGCGAACAGCUGAUUAGGGGCGUGUACGAUCUACUUGAGAGUAUCUGUAAUCGCAGUGAUGGUUAUGGCAUUCUGCGCUCCAGGGACCUCGUGCGGCUGAUUGAUGCCAAGUACUUGCCUUAUAUGGCCGAUAGAUUGUUGUCCGUGGACGAAGCGCGUGCUCUCUUUCGUGACCAACUAGAUUUGCGGACCGGCGACGAAACAUAUAUUAGCUUCGAGGUCUUUCUUCGCUAUUUUAGUGAUGCCGCGUUUGAAAUUGAUUCUGAAAAUGAUUAUGAGCUGUGGAUGCGCAACUGUUGGCAUCUUAGCGGUGGCCAGGAUAAAUCUGCCAAUACGUCGUGCCGCAGACUGGAGGUCCUUCACCACAACGGCAGGGUCACAAAAGAGGAGGUUGUCAACGAUCUCGACAUAUCAGGGAGUGGUGACAUAGUGGCGCAGCGCAUUAUCGAGAACUUGCACCAUCAGGGCAUCAAAGAUGUAAAAAGUUUUCGUGUGCUAUGAUUUCAGUUACUAAACUCGACUUUCUUGUCAUUUACUUCAAAAUUUGUGCUUUAAGCAACGGGUAGGAUGAGAAUCCGAAUCCAGAUGUAUACUAAACAAGUAAAUGGGAAGACACACUUUUCGUGCUAUAUGUGUUGUUUCUAUAUGAAG